Molecule: messenger RNA, 2295 nt
Organism: Rodentolepis nana
Lineage: Eukaryota; Metazoa; Platyhelminthes; Cestoda; Cyclophyllidea; Hymenolepididae
Source: the annotation of a GenBank genome assembly
AUGUUAGAUCUGACUUUCAAUGUAAAUAUCAAACCUGAUGUGGUCAAAAAAGUAUUUGAGAGCAUAUAUCCACAACGGCCAAUUGAAAACCUGACAUUUGAAACUCUUAGUCCAGAAGGAAGUGCCUCUAAUGCUGUUGGGAUUUUUGGAGCCAAGGACUAUUUCAUUAGCCGGAAGAAACUAGAUCCAUUUAUAUGCAAUUCCAGUAAUAAAAUGGAAGAUAUUUAUGUGUCUACCCUGGAUCUUGAUCCCGCCAAAAUUCUUCGCGCCUGUGUUGAAUUGAUGGAGGAAAUGCGCGGACCGCGGUCCCUUCCAAGUGAGAAGACCAUUAUAGCCAUGCCAAAGUACAGAAGUGAGUUUCACCCUUCGCAUCACUCUGAAUUAUUAAAAAAAGAAUUACUUAUGGCAUUUCUAGUACUGGAUUUCAUCCUUAUUGCUUCGAACAUAACAACGCAGAUGUCAAUGUUUUGGUAUCAAAAUGUAGACGACGCUGAGGUGUUAACGACGAAAAUAAAUGAAGUCAACGCUGAGAAUGUCAUCCUCUUACUGCCAUCUGAAAACGUUAAUAAUGUUAUUGAAAAUGCUUACAAUAAGAGCUUAUUCACAUGGAAUCGUCGAUGGGUAAUAGCUCCCAUGGAUGGAGGCAUACCACAGCCUCCAAAAGGUCACGAGGUAGACAUGGCAAAUGUCUCCGUUUUGUAUGUUGGAAAUUCCGAAGUACCGUUAGGAGAUAUAGCAAAUACCAUGGAGGAUAAGCUCGCCUCUGAUACUGCGCACGCAGCCAAGGCCUAUAUUGAGUCGGCCUGUAAUGACAGCCUAACAGAGACACAUUACACCGGUCUAACCGGUGAUUUCGAUUUCAACAACAUAAAUGAACCAAGAACAUCCAUUGCUCUGACAGUAGCGAGGGGAUUGAUGAAGACACCAAAGAACGUUGGAUCAGUGGUAAUCAAGGACAAUACGGCCAAAAUAAAUGGGACGUUUAACGAAUUGUUUUCAUUCACAAAUGAGGCAAUCGAAACUAUUCUGAAAUCCCGCAAGAUGCGAAUCGCUGUAGUAUUGGCGACUCCGUUUGCGAUGUUCAAGGAUAGUAGCAAGAAAAUCUCCGAACCAAACUCUUGCAAUAUUUUCGAUCUUACUGGAAUGACAAUUGACGUUGUGAGAGCAAUUCUCGAUCCUAUUGGGGUUGAAUACGAAUGCACCUGCUACCCAGUUAGCAUGUCAAGUGAUUCCCUAAUGAGCGUCAACCAAGGAUUUGCGGAUAUGGCGGUGGGAGAUUUUGCUGUAUUGCCUGAUCUAAAGGACGAGUUCGACUUUAUAAGCAAUUUCCUCUACUUCACCUUGGCAAUUCUAGAGAAACCAGAGAUCACUCAGAAGAAGACUUACCUCUGGCUCUUCCUUCAACCUCUCUCUGCUGGCUCCUGGGUACUAAUACUCUUUUGCUCCAUUGUGGUCGCUCUGGUUCUCGCCACCCUGAACUACUUCUCGCCCAAUAAUGUAAACUAUGGCUUUUACGAAUCGAUUUUUGUCACCUUCGGAUGUCUGUUUCAAGGUCUCACUGUCUCGCCACCAAACCAGUGGUCCAGUCGUUUCAUGCUCUGUGUCUGGUGGCUGUUUGUCCUCUUCUUCACUGUCAUCUACAUCGCCAACUACGCCGCUUUAAUCAUGUACAAUGGAAUCCAAAGUGAAGCCACCGGUUUUACGGGAUUGCUAGUUGAUCCAUCAAUACCAUUCGGCGCGUUGCCCAAUUCGGUGGCCGCAGCACAAAUAAAGCUCUCCAAUGAUCUCGAGAUACAGAAAAUUAACUACCUGAGUGAUAAGUUAUACUCCCAGGCCAAUGAGAGAAAUAUUACAAUUGAGGAGAGAGUUCAACAAGUGCGAGAUGGGAAAUAUCGUCUCAUCAGCGACAGUUUCACACUGGAUUACUUUGCCAACAAGUACUGCCUCGUCGUUACUGGGGAGUACUCCUCGCAGCAGUACGCUAUUUUUCUCAAACUAAAUACCGUCUAUACCAAAUAUCUCAAUGGCAGAUUAACAGCUCUCAUUAACGAUGGAACUAUCAAGAAGAUUACCAAUUCAUACACCGACCAACAAAGCUCAAGGACUUGCACGAUGCCAGUUGAAAAAGGCGCAAACGGGGGUGGACACCGAUACACAAUCACCCUCUCCGAAGUCGGUGGAAUCUUCAUUCUAAUGCUGAUCGGUAUCGUAAUCGCCAUAAUCCUCUCCAUAGUAGAAUGCAUAUUCGCACGCAAGUUAAUGGUAAUCACUACUUCUAUUUUACAGCAUUGCUAA